AUGGUGCUCUUUCUGUCCCGCGAUGGUGGCUCUUUUUCAUCCUCGUCGUCGUGUUCUUUUUUACCACCACCAGUGAGAAGAAUGAGAAGAAUAAAGAGUGCGAGUGAAAAUCAUUCGCAUCCCCAAUCGAAGAAUUGUUGGAAAAAGCGACGACGAGACGACUUUAUUAUGUGCGCCAAAAACAACGCCUCUGCUUCGUAUUCUUCUUCUUUAUUCAUAAAGAAGAAGAGACAAAGAGACAAAGGUAUCGCGUCGUACUGGUCCGGUUCCGGCAGCGGCGACGGCCCGUCGUUCGGGGGUACGUCUGGAGGGUCCUCCUCCUCGCAAUCCCAAGGAGGAUCUUUCAACUCGGGCUCGUUCGACGAAAAUUACGCGCAACAACAAAACUGGAACGAGUUCCCGAACAGAGAGGAUUUCGAGAACAUCGAGUGGCACUCGAAACCUUUGAACUUACGGUUUAAAGAUUUACUCAAAGAUGCGGACGAUAGCGGGUUUUGGAUCAUAUUUAGCACCGUCGGCGUUGGCAUCGUGGCGUAUUUAGAGUCGUGCGAAGAGCAAGCGAUUAAGCAAGGCUUGCAGUUGUUCGACGUGUUGCCGGUGCAGUUUCCGGACUCGUUGGCGCCUUUGUUUACGUAUUCGAGAAUUGCAGACGGGGAAAUCGUCUUACAAGGGAUUUUCUUAUUCGAGUUCUUCUUGCGGUUAUGGACGGAGGAUUUUAGCUUGCAAUAUUUGAGGAAACCGCUGGCGCUGAUUGAUUUCUUGGCCUUGUUGCCGACGUUUGGGUUUAUUUUCGAUUCGACGUUAGGGAUUGGUGGAGGCGCGGCGAUGGUUGCGACUGGGACCAAUCAGUACAGACCUUUGAGAAUUUUUAGAUUGUUUCGUUUGUUAAGAUUGUUAGAUAAAGAAGGCGAGGAGGAAAAGAAUAGAAGAAGAGGACGGAGACGAAGACGCAAGACGGCGAGGGAAAUCGAGCUGGAACAACAAAAAGCGGCGGACAGAGAAAUCACGGAAAAGAUUGUGGCGGUGUUGGUGGAAUUUUUGUGCGUGUUUUUAAUCAGCGCGGAAUUGUUUUUUGACAUUGAAUACGAGUCAAACGAUAAGAUUAGCGACGUCGGGGAUGCCAUUUAUUGGUCGUUUUUGACGUUAACCGGCAUCGGCCAGCCGUUUGAAGCUGUCACCGCGGAAGGAAGAGUGGUGACGGUGAUUUCGAUUUUGACCGCGCUGGUGGUGGUACCGAUUCAAUUAGCCGCGAUUGCUUCGGCGAGAUCGUCGAACAAUGCUUCCGUUGCUGGUAUGAGCGGCGGUGGGAACAUCGCGCCAAGUUUAGGAAUGAUUUCAAGCGUCGCGACAAACGCGUCAAACGCGCAGCAGCAACAAAUACAGCAACAAAAGCCGUCCCUGGUUACUACGAACGGUGUCAAGCCAAGUACAGGUACUGUGUCCUCCGUCACAGGAGCUGUUGAUUUAACCAAAACGGACUUUGUGAAUGAUAACACCGUGAUUUUAAACGGUGGUGGUGGUGAUAGUACGAGUCUCAUGGGAGGAGGAGGAGGAGGAGGAUAUUAUCGACCUCAACCUUCGGAUUGGGAAUUAGACCGAAGUAAAGUCGAACUCGAAGCGGCGAGAAAUCAGUUGUACGAAUACGAAAAAGAGAUUAAAUACUUGAAAGCGAUGAACCGGAAGUUAGAUUUUGAGCUCGAACAAAUGAGCACGGAGUUGCAAGAGAAGAAGAAAAAGUUGAAAAAGUUUGCGGCGGCGCAGCAGGCGGAAUCGUCGAACGAAAACUGA
Molecule: messenger RNA, 1788 nt
Organism: Bathycoccus prasinos
Lineage: Eukaryota; Viridiplantae; Chlorophyta; Mamiellophyceae; Mamiellales; Bathycoccaceae
Exons: 1
Coding region: 1-1788 (595 amino acids)
Biological process (GO): potassium ion transmembrane transport
Cellular component (GO): membrane
Molecular function (GO): voltage-gated potassium channel activity
Source: RefSeq, a predicted model, not a curated record